Messenger RNA from Pogona vitticeps (central bearded dragon), 2595 nucleotides. RefSeq names its product biogenesis of lysosomal organelles complex 1 subunit 6 (gene BLOC1S6). Gene Ontology annotation, biological process: intracellular transport. Gene Ontology annotation, cellular component: transport vesicle; BLOC-1 complex. The record is from RefSeq and is a predicted model, not a curated record. Lineage: Eukaryota; Metazoa; Chordata; Lepidosauria; Squamata; Agamidae.
GGGGUGGGGGUGGGGUGGAGGCAGGCGGUUGCCUUCUAGGGCAAGAGGGAGGGUCGGGCGCCUUCCCCGAGGCCCAGGGAGGGGGACCCGGGAGGGGCGCGUGUGAUUCUCGGGCGCAACUUUUCCGGCGGCGACGAUGAACCUGGACGAAGGGGAGGCGGCUUUGCCGGCCCGGCCCUUGGGCGACCCCCCCUUAGAUUCUCGUGAUCAUUCUCCUGAUGAAGGACUGGUGGAAGACCUUUCUGUGGUAGACAUGAAAGCUGUGGAACAACUAACAGAAGGGCUGGUUUCUCAUUAUUUGCCUGAUCUACAGCGGUCGAAAUUAGCCUUGAAAGAGCUAACACAGAAUCAAGAAGUGCUGCUAGAUACUCUACAGCAAGAAAUCUCCAAAUUUAAAGAAUGUAAUUCUGUUCUAGAUAUUAAUGUGCUGUUUUCAGAAGCGAAGUACUAUUAUAAUAAGUUGGUAAACGUCAGGAAAGAGAUGAUGCUGCUGCACGAGAAAACAUCAAAGUUAAAGAGAAGAGCCCUCAAACUCCAGCAAAAGAGGCAGAAGGAAGAACUUGAACGGGAACAGCAGCGGGAGAAAGAACUGGAAAGAGAGAAGCAAUUAACGGCCAAACCGGCCAAGAGAUCAUGAAAGUGGGACAUGUUCUGACUUGUUGGUGCUAAGGAGAGCAUUCUCGGACUUGUGGGAAAGUUGUGCCUGCCAAGAAGUCUGUUCAGGACCAUCUGCUUAUUUCCAGGUUGCUCUUCUCUGAUCAGGAGGAAGCUUAGCUUUUCAGAAGCUCUGGGGCCUCUUUGGUUCAGCCUAACACUGUGGUGCAAACAUUUUUUUUCACAGACUGGGUAUAAAAAUAUUAUUUUUGUGUAUCUGAUUUUACAAUAUCUUAUCUGGUCUGGACUGGCAUGUACAAAUCUACAUUUUCUCCCUCUUAAUAGUUAUGGUCUGCCUCAUUAACUGGAGUGUAAAUUCAAUUAUUUGGGACACUUCUGAGCACUUCUUAGUUGUGACCCCCAGAGUGUCGGAACAAUAUUUUAUUUGGAAUACAAGUCCCAGAAUCCCCCAGCCGGUAUGGUGGUGCUAUUGCCAGAGCUGUUGGUCCAGCCAUUAAGAUCUGCAGGCUGUACUGAUCACUGAUUCUUCCCUGCCUUGUUGGCGUUCAUCAAAGCAGCUGUGGCGGUGGCUGCGGGUGGCCGUGCGAGGUGCCCUGGUUAGCAGGACCCUCUGCGCUUAAUUGUGAGCUGAGCAGAAGGCAAGGUGAUGGAAAGGAGCAUCAAAGCCUCACAUUUUCAGAAGGACCCAUGCAGGGGCGGGUGGGAGAAUCCAUGCAGAAUCCCUGUUGAAAGGAACAUGGUUUCAGCGAAGGUGGCCGUUUUGCUCUUGACUUGUCCAACCUUGUUGGCUUUGUGUUUGCAGCUGUUUUCUACAGAAGGGCAUCAACGGCAGCCACUCUCCCUCCAUCCAACAGCUGUUCUGAAUAACCUGUGGGGAGGUCUUUUAGAUGGGUGCCCACGCCAUCACGAAAGGCAACUCUCGUAUCUGUCUGCACAGCUAGUGGAAGAGAAUAAACUAGGUCCAUGGUUUAUUGCUUUGCUUUAAUGACAUGCUUUUCAUUCGUGGAUUGCCAUUUAGCCAGAAACCCACCCACCCCAGAUUUGGGGAAAACAGUUAGUGGGAAACCCAGUCUUUUUAGCUGUCUUAGGGUCAGAAGGAGGUUAUUUUCAACAGGCAGGUUGUAAAGGAUAAAGAGUUCUUUUUUGGCUUCAAACCGAACUUAAUGUCAAUGUGUACUUCUUAACCAGCAAAAAGACGAGAUAAAUACCUGUCUCGUGUGUUUCUAAAAAAGUAAUGUAUAUAGAUUUCUGAAGUCAAAGAUGGUUUCAGUUGAAUGGUAGAAAUUCACAGCUAGAACAUUUAGAUUGGUCACCCAGAAGGUUUCCUGGCCAUAUUGUGGAAGAAUAAAGAAAAACAGCCCAAGACAUUGUUGUAUAUCCUUGUGUUGUUGGUCUUAGUAUCUUGUCUGAGGGUUGUGCUGUGUGAUACAAUGUGUUCCCUUCCCUUAAGAGAGGAAAGAGGGACAUCAGGUGGGGAAAACCGUGACAGGUUUCAGAUGUCCUAACCGGAGAAAUACGUCUGUGCUCGACCAACAAUUACACGUGAAAGAUAGCCAGCCCCUUUAAACAUAACUUAUUUUCAACUUACUUGCGCCCAGCACUAAGCCCACAGGCAGAUGAAUAGUGUAACACUGCGGCUUGCCACAGGCUGGCAUGCCUGUGACAUCCAUGAGCGACUGAGACGUCAACGGCUAUGUAGAUGUCAUUGACUCUGUGGGUCUGUUGGGUUCAGGCCCAGGGUCUCUACAGGACUGAGAAGAAGCAUGGUUGAGGGGAACGGCGCCCAAUCCCUUGUUUCAUCUUUAUUGCUUCUCUGAUACACAUAACACCUUCUGCGUGUUUGUGUAUAUAGGACUGGCCAUUUUCUCAAGAUUCCUGUACUACCCAAGUGACUGUGGGUGUUGCAUUCUUGUAUUUUUAGAGGGCGCUAAGUUGGGAAAAGGCUGCUGUAGAGCAUAGUAAAAUAAAGUGGCACCAAUA